Corylus avellana is the source of this 854-nucleotide messenger RNA. Lineage: Eukaryota; Viridiplantae; Streptophyta; Magnoliopsida; Fagales; Betulaceae. The record is from RefSeq and is a predicted model, not a curated record.
UGUUCAACUAAGGCCCGCUCUAGAACUGGGCCAUCCACGUCACCAGUAGGCCUAUCAAACGGUGGGACCCAGAGGAUCCCUUUCUUCCUUUUCCGAAGCUCCAAAAGAACUCCGACCGAACUUGUCCCACAAAAUCCUUCCGCGCAGCCUCUCUCUCGACGGUCCGAUCAGCGGCAUCAGCCCUUAAUCAAUGGCCAAAACAGCGCCAUCACCACCCUCAAACUCUCGCGUCCUCAUCAUCCUCUUCCUCCUCCUGAGCACCGCACCGAAGCCCUCCCAUUCCCCCUCCUACUCAUCGUACCGAAGCCUGGUCUCCCUCGCCCACUCGCUCACGACGCGCGUGGCCAACCUCCGCGCCUCCCGCGGCGACAUCUCGGGCUCGCACCGGGCCAGGCUCAUCGCCCAACACCUAGAGCGCGGCCUCGGCCUGGGCUUCUUGGGGUUCACGUGGUCCGGGGGCUGGGACUACCUCAAGAACUACGCGUGGAGCCUGUGGAGGGACGUGAACUACGCAGAUCUGUACGGCGCCGUUUCGGACGCGAACAAGCUGCUGAGUUCUCUGGGCGAGCUUACACGCUUGGGCUCUGACGCCGCGAGGGCCGCCUGGGUCGGGCGGAAUUACCAAAAUUUCCUCGGAAUCUCAAACUCUCUCUUCCAAAGGCUCCUCAAAGUGUUUCGUCAACGGGGUGCACUAAGGGAAGUGGUGGAGACGGUGCAGAUAGAGGUGGCGGAGGGUGGGUUACUGAGGGACUGCCUUGAAGUGGGGGGGAAUGAUAUGAAGGGAUUGCUUCAGAUUUUCAGAGAAUUGGCUUUACAAUUCUAUUCCACCUCCGGUGAUGAUCUAUGACACUCCC